Eurytemora carolleeae is the source of this 338-nucleotide messenger RNA. Its product is annotated as green-sensitive opsin-1-like. Gene Ontology annotation, cellular component: membrane. Lineage: Eukaryota; Metazoa; Arthropoda; Copepoda; Calanoida; Temoridae. Bases 54 to 326 code for a protein of 90 amino acids. The record is from RefSeq and is a predicted model, not a curated record. The transcript has 4 exons.
UUCUAAAUAAUUGUUAAUGGAAAAUGAUGUAGAGAGAGAGAAAAGCCCUCUACAUGAUUGUGGUGAUGAUCCUGGUUUUUAUUUGUUGCUGGGGUCCGUAUGCUUCUCUUAGCUUCCUUGGUAUCCUUGGAUACUCUGAGGAAAUUCCAGUUUUGUACACAGUGUUCCCACUUCACCUCUGCAAGUCCUCCAUUCUUUGGAACCUUCUCGUCUAUAUCAUCUUAAACCCUACGUUUAACUCCGAGAUAAGAAAACUAAUUUGGUUUCUACCCAAACCUGAUGAAAGUCCUAUUAAUCUUGUCACAAUUACUCAAAUAAACAAGUAAACUUAACCCUGA